Symbiodinium pilosum is the source of this 903-nucleotide messenger RNA. NCBI's taxonomy places the organism in Eukaryota, Dinophyceae, Suessiales, Symbiodiniaceae. The record is from the annotation of a GenBank genome assembly.
AUGACGUCAAAGAAGAGCUCAGUAAAGGUGCACGAUGAAAAAGUUGUGCCCUUUCCGAAAGCUCUAUCUGAGCUGCAGCAAGUGGCCCAGCUGACCUUCAAGGUUGACAAGAUGAAGCUUUGGCACCAUGGUGAGCAUGAGAUCAAGUUUUCAAAGGAUUAUGACAGAGUCAGAGAUGGUGACUUGGUCGAGGUGUGGACCAACAAGCGCUCUCCUUUCCCUAACCUGGGAUCACCGCUGAUGCAAUCCACUCUUCACGCAGACUUCGUGCAUCAUUCGUCUUUCAUGCCACCGCCCAAAGCUAAGAAGGAUGACGGAUCUGUUUUGACAGAGGACCAGAUGAAUGGCAAGUUCGAGGGUGCAACGAUAUACAAGGAAGACUAUACCGAAAAGCCUUUGUCAGCAAGGCUCAAUCAUGGAAGUGGAGGGCCAAACUAUGCCCACCAUUUCCUGCACCAUGCUGGCAACAACAAGUUUGCAACCACCUACACGGAUCAUUACGUUCGCCACAAUCUGGACGACAAGACCGGCCCGAAUGUCGACAUUCGUUCAUCAACCCUGACAUCAAUGUCUAAGGGGCGUCGGUUCAGUGCGACCAGCAGUUAUGACAAAGACUUCAACAAGGCCUCUGAUCGGCCGACCAAGAUUCCAGAUAGACACACAGGCAUUGGCAAUGACUCAACAUUGACGAAUGCCGUCAGAAAAUGCCCGUUCGAAGCAGAAAGCAUAUAUCAGGAGUCUUACUUGGAGCACCCAUUCUGCAAGGAGCCAGGUGUCAAACCUAUGGGAGCAGCCCGUGGCAAGCAUGCUUUCAAGGGCAACUCUGAGUACAAGGAACAGUACUACAAGAAAGGGCUAGCACCCAGACUUCGUUUGAGGCAUCAUGAGCAGUGGGAGUUCUAA